Messenger RNA from Malania oleifera, 1488 nucleotides. Its product is annotated as protein STRICTOSIDINE SYNTHASE-LIKE 2-like. Gene Ontology annotation, biological process: biosynthetic process. The record is from RefSeq and is a predicted model, not a curated record. The coding region runs from base 282 to 1394 and encodes 370 amino acids. Gene Ontology annotation, molecular function: strictosidine synthase activity. The transcript has 3 exons. NCBI's taxonomy places the organism in Eukaryota, Viridiplantae, Streptophyta, Magnoliopsida, Santalales, Ximeniaceae.
UUAAAUCUUUGCCAGUCUGGCGAAGAGGAUUCUGAGCAUUAGAAAACGGGACACGUCCCAAAUUAAAAUUGGGGCCCACCCUGAGCCUCGUCUAUGCGAAUGCUCCAUCUGUUUCGACGAACUUGUUAUUUCUCUCACUAUAAUUUAUGAGCGGUGAACACUAGGCAGUCCUCUCCGCCGGCGCUGGGUCUUCCAUCCAAGAUAGGAACCGGAGCAGAGAGCUUGCUCUUUGGGUUCUCACCCUAACCUCCUCAUACAUAACAGACGCGUACAUAUAUAUCAUGAGACGGCUCAUCUUCGGCGCAACCGCAAUACUUCUCCUCUCCAUCUUACUCGCCGUCGAUCGCGUAGACUUUCUCUUUCCGCCGGCCGAUCCGAAAGAAGAGGGUCGGAGCCUGGAAACUCUUCCAAUCGCCGGUGCCGUAGGACCCGAGAGCUUCGCCUUCGACCCGCUCGGCGGCGGCCCUUACACGGGCGUAUCCGACGGCCGGAUUCUCAAGUGGCAGCCAAAUGAACGGCGGUGGAUCAGUUUCGCCGUCACUUCUCCCAACAGGGAAGAGUGCGAAGCAGGGGCAGAGGGGCAGGAAGCGAGGGAGCACAUAUGCGGGAGGCCAUUAGGACUGGGAUUCAACGAAGAGACAGGGGACAUGUACGUGGCCGAUGCUUAUAAGGGGCUUCUUGUGGUCGGGAGAGAAGGCGGCUUGGCCCAUAGGGCCACGGCGGAAGCACCUGCUGGCGUCCACCUCCGCUUCACCAACAGCUUGGACAUUCACCGCCGCACUGGGGUCGUCUUCUUUACCGACAGCAGCUCCCAAUACCGUCGAAGGGAUUACAUGUCUGCGGUCGUGAGUGGGGAUAAAACAGGAAGGCUCCUGAAAUACGACCCUCACAGCAACCAAACAACAGUUCUCCUACGCAAUCUCUCUUUCCCCAAUGGUGUGGCUCUCAGCCGCAAUGCCCAUUUCCUUCUGCUUGCAGAGACCAACACCUGCAGAAUCCUAAGGCUGUGGUUAAGCACGUCCAAGCUUGAAGUGUUUGCCCAAUUGCCAGGAUUCCCAGACAACAUCAAGAGGAAUUCCAAAGGGGAGUUUUGGGUGGGAAUUCAUUCUAGGAGAGGGAAGUUCUUGGAAUGGAUUCUAUCCUAUCCUUGGAUAGGAAAGGCUUUGCUCAGAAUUCCCUUUCAGCCUCUGAAGCUGGUUUCAGUUGUGAAUGAGUGGAGAGGGAGUGGGUUUGCUGUGAGGUUGAGCGAGGAUGGGGAGGUAGUGGGAGUGUUUGGGGACAGGGGCAGGAGGAUUUGGAAGGCCAUUAGUGAGGUUUUGGAGGAGGAAAAUGGGAAUUUGUGGAUUGGGUCUGUGGCUAUGCCUUUUGCUGGCUUGUCCAAGCCGCAAAUUUGAAUUUUAGGGUUAUGGCUGAUCUUGCUUUUGGAUGUUGUUGAGAAAUUUUAAAUCUUGAAUGCUUUAUAUAACUUAAUUUCUUAGAUGGUUCAAA